Molecule: messenger RNA, 501 nt
Organism: Cricetulus griseus (Chinese hamster)
Lineage: Eukaryota; Metazoa; Chordata; Mammalia; Rodentia; Cricetidae
Source: RefSeq, a predicted model, not a curated record
AGCAUGAAUCCUGAAUAUGAUUAUUUAUUCAACUUACUUUUGAUUGAAUCUGGGCUUGGAAAGUCUUGCCUCCUCCUUAGGUUUGCAGAUGACACAUACACAGGAAGCUACAUCAGCACGAUUGGUGUGGAUUUCAAGAUCCGAACUAUAGAAUUAGACGGGAAGACAAUCAAGCUUCAGAUACGGGACCCAGCAGGCCAGGAAAGAUUUCGAACAAUCAGCUCCAGUUACUACAGAGGAGCCCAUGGCAUCAUAGUUGUGUAUGAUGUGACAGAUCAGGAGUCCUUCAAUGAUGUUAAACAGUGGCUGCAUGCCAAUGAAAAUGUCAACAAGUUGUUGGUAGGGAACAAAUGUGACCUGACCACAAAGAAAGUAGUAGACUACACAACAGCGAAGGAAUUUGCAGAUUCCCUUGGAAUUCCAUUUUUGGAAACCAGUGCUAAGAAUACAACAAAUGUAGAACAGUCUUUCAUGACGAUGGCAGCAGGGAUUAAAAAGUGA